Molecule: messenger RNA, 825 nt
Organism: Parastagonospora nodorum SN15
Lineage: Eukaryota; Fungi; Ascomycota; Dothideomycetes; Pleosporales; Phaeosphaeriaceae
Exons: 3
Coding region: 1-825 (274 amino acids)
Source: RefSeq, a predicted model, not a curated record
AUGCCUCUUGCGCCUACCGACGCCCCUGUCUGGGACAUCGACCUUUUCGAUAACCCGGCGUCAACAAUGGCAACACUGAAGGCUUCAGGAAAGAUUGUCGUCUGCUACUUUAGUGCCGGUACCGCGGAAGACUGGAGAGACGACUACAGGGACUUUGCAGCCGCAGACUUGGGCAAGGUCCUGCCUGAAUGGCCGAACGAGAAAUGGAUACGUACAGGGUCGCAAUCGAUCCGCAAUAUCAUGGCCAAGCGUAUCAAGCUGGCAGCGGACAAAGGUUGCGAUGCCAUCGAUCCAGAUAACACAGGUCAAAACGACAAUGGCCUGAAGCUCACCAGCUCGGACGCAAUCAACUACAUGCUCUGGAUGCAAGCUGAAGCCAAAAAAUACAACAUGAAGAUCGGCCUAAAAAACAGCCUGGACAUCGUCAGCAGCCUUGCUUCGACAGUAGACUUUGCAGUCAACGAGCAAUGUGCAGCUCUUGGAGAGUGUAGAGCAUACGAACAGUUCCUCGCGCUGAACAAACCGGUCUUUCACAUCGAAUACCCCACACCUCUAAACGCACAGGCGGCAAAGGGCGUCUCAUGCACAAGUGUCGGCGUGAAUGGCACCAGCACAAUCUUGAAGAACUUGCAAUUGGAUGGCGAUACGCACCCGCCCACCGAGGCCUUCGAAACCACCAACGAUGCCUAUACCGAGCUCUUCUCGUCCUGCGACACCUCCCAGACCAUCGACCACGAUACGACCUUCUCUGCCGCCGCCGAACCGUCCCUCGUCAACGCAAAGACCGCCUACGAGUACACCGGGUGGUGGAAAUGGUGGGUGUAG